GACUCUGCUGCCUACGCGCGCUGGGGCCGGGUGCAGAUGGCGGACGCCGAGGCUGACGCGGCCCUGCGGCCGGAGACGCAGCGCUUGGCCGCGGGCCUCCGUUCCCGGCUGGGGCAACUGCAGGCCGAGCUAGGAGAGCGGCGAGCGGACGGGGCCUCCUCCUCCUCCUCGGAGGCUUACUGCCGGGAGUUCUGCCAGAUAUUGCUACAAUAUGCUGGCAAUCGGGGUGCUUCUGAGCACAUUUUGCCUUUUCUGGAAGUUUAUCAAAUCGCCAUUCAAAGCUUUGCCAGUGCCCGACCUUACCUGACUACAGAAUGUGAAGAUGUUCUUCUGGUACUUGGCAGGCUAGUACUGAGUUGUUUUGAAUUACUACUUUCUGUGCCUGAAGGUGAAGAGCAGUCAGAACCAUUGUUAAGGUUGUUUCAGUCCAUACAGGAUUCUCAUAAUGCUCUACUUGAAUUUGGAGAUAAUAGUGUUGAAGUCCUGGCUGAAAUCUGCAAGGAAGGUAUUUGGAAGAAUCCGGUUCUUUUAAAGAUUAUAUCACAGCAACCAGUAGAAGCAGAAGAAGUCAACAAGCUGAUCAAACGAGAAGGACCCACCUUUCUGCAGAUGCGAAUAAAACAUUUAAUGAAGACUAACUGCCUUCUUCAAGCUGCCUCCUUGGCUAAACUGUGUAAAGACUCUGCAGAAAUUUCAGAUACAUCACCUUUUCUCCAAGCCUAUAUCACAUGCUUGUGUUCCAUGCAUCCAAAUGAAGAGUCCUUUAAAGAGAUUGCAAAAGUGGACUGCAAAGACGUUCUCGAUAUGAUAUGUAAUCUAGAAGCCGAGAGCCAAGAAAGUACUGCAUUUAUUCUUUGCACAACGUACCUCACUCAGCAGCUUCAAACUGGAAAUGUAUACUGCUCUUGGGAACUGACUUUGUGUUGGAGCAAAUUGCAAAGAAGGAUUGACCCAUCUUUAGACUCCUUCCUGGAGCGAUGUCGGCAAUUUGGCAUUAUUGCGAGAACGUUGCAGCACUUGUUCUUUCUUAUAAGAGUCAUACAAGCUGAGGCAGAAGAAGCAGGCCUGGCUGUAUCUGUUUUGUUAUGCGUAAGAGCCCUGCAACUCAGAUCAAAUGAAAAUGAUGAAAUGAAGACCUCUGUAUGCAAAACAAUUGCAUGCCUUCUACCAGAAGAUCUUGAAGUCAGAAGAGCAUGCCAGCUCACUGAAUACUUGCUUGGCCCAAAGGAAGAAGGAUAUAAUCUGCUUGAGGAGCUCUACCUGCUACCAGAUCAAAAGUUUGAUGAAGAAAAUGCACCUGUUCCAAACUCACUCCGUUGUGAGCUCUUGUUGGCUUUAAAAGCUUAUUGGCCAUUUGAUCCAGAAUUUUGGGAUUGGAAGACACUGAGGCGGCAUUGUCUUAAAUUGUUAGGAAAACAAGUUUCUGAGUCAGAGGACGACCUGAGUUGUAAUGAGAUGUCAUUCAAUGAGACUGAACUGUUAGAUAGUCUCCUAAGUGACUGUGAAGAAGGCAAGGAAGAAGGCAGGUUUGAAGGCAUAAAUCAGCCAAAAAUGAGAGUGAGGAUCAAAAAGCCAAUUGGUUCCUCAGAGAGAUACCAGCGAUGGCUUCAGUACAAGUUCUUCUGUGCCAUUUGCAAAAGGGAGUGCAUUGAGGCCAGAAUACUUCACCAUUCUAAGAUGCAUAUGGAAGGCAGUCUUUUUACAUGCCCAGUGUGUAUUAAAAAGUUCAAAAGUAAGGAUGUCUUUGUGCGUCAUGUGAUGGAGCAUGUAAAAAUGCCUCCUAGUGGAAAACACCGUGCAAAGAAAAAGAUGCUGAUAAAGAAAGAAAAAUUGGCAAACAGUAGACUGUCAAGGUUUGCUUCUCCAGCACUUGUAGAAAAACAGCCUUUGAAAAUAAUGCCGCGUGAAAAGCCCAAGAUAAAUCCUCAAGACUAUGUCACAUUUAGCAAACUAGAAGACUGCCACCUGCAAGACAGAGAUGUAUAUCCAUGUCCAGGCACAGACUGUUCCAGAGUUUUUAAGCAGUUCAAGUACUUGAGUGUUCAUUUAAAAGCAGAACACCAAAACAAUGAUGAAAAUGCAAUGCAUUACUUGAACAUGAAAAACCGGCGUGAGAAGUGUUCGUAUUGCAGGCGACAUUUUAUGUCAGCGGUCCAUCUGCAGGAACAUGAGCAAGUGCACACUGGACCUCAGCCUUACAUGUGUGUGUCUGUGGGUUGCUAUGCUAGGUUUAACUCUGUCAAUGAGCUGCUACAUCACAAGCAGCAGCAUGAUGAUCUGCGUUAUAAAUGUGAGCUCAGUGGCUGUAAUAUUUUUUUCAGUGACUUAGGACAACUCUACCAUCAUGAAGCCCAGCAUUUUAGAGAUGCAUCAUACACUUGCAAUUUCCAAGGCUGUAAAAAGUUUUACUAUUCCAAAAGUGAGUUUACAAAUCAUCUAUCGAUGCAUAUUUCAAAUGGUGAAAUGAAGGAGAUACCAAUUAAACACGAGGAUCCUGUUUCCAGGGACAAUCAUGCCUGUCUUUCCGAUUCUGCAGUGGUUGAACAAAAAGAUCCUCCCCAUCUCAGUGAGAGUCCUAGUUUGCCUCCUGGAUCUACAAAUUCAGAAGGAACCCUGAUGGUUAAGCAAGAGCCUUUGUCUGAUGAAGAGGUAGAUGGCAAAAGUAAUGGUAGUGUGGGAAGCAAUAUCGCAUCCUUAACCAAUGAGAAUGAGGUGGCUUUACUAACUGAAACAGUGGAUUGUGGUCAGGCAGCUCCUAGUGCUGUAUUACCUCAUGAGAAGGUCUUAUGUCCAUCCAAUUUAAAAGAACGGUAUUCUAAUGUGGCUGUCUAUUUUGAUGGGAAAAUGUUUACUUGUGGCUUUGAAGGCUGUGGAUCAACAUACAACAAUUCAAAGAGUAUGCAGAAACACCUUCGAAGGGCUCAUCCAUACCAUUUCAAACCUAAAAGGAGGCAUAGCCUAAAGGCUAAAGAUACUGGUCAGUUCAAUGAAAGCCUGCAUAAUAGCUCUGCUGGAGAAAUUGACUCAGAGCUCUACAAUCAUUCAGAUACAAAUGCGGAUUCUCCAGGCAUUUUAGAUGGUAAUACAAGCCCUAAUGACAAAUGCUUUUUAAAAGACGAACCUUGUCCUUCUUCUCCGGAAACAUCCUUUUGUGAAUAUGCUAAAGCACGAAGUACAGAGGAUGCAAUGUUGGAGCUUCUCUUGGGCUUAAAGCAUUUAAGUUUAACAAAUUCUAGUGGCCGAUUUGGAAGUUCUUCCAGAUUGCUGCAGUCGUACUCAUCCAAGGGCUCCAACUCUGAAGAUGAAUCUACCUCAGACCAUUUUCUUGAAGAGCAUCGAGGCAAGCUACCAAAUCAAUAUCUUACUCAGUUGGCAGCCAAACCAUUUUUCUGUGAGCAUCAAGGUUGCAGUUGUGAAUUUGUGACCAGAGAAGCGCUAUUGACACAUUAUGUUAGAAAACAUAAUUAUUCAAAAGAGAUGGUGCUUCAGUUGAACAUGUUUCAGUACCGCUAUUCACCUUUUAAAUGUCAUAUUUGCCAAAGAUCAUUUACAAGGAAAACACAUCUUAGAGUUCAUUAUAGAAACAAGCAUAAACUUGGCAAUAUGGCAGCCACUCAAAAACUGUUUGCAAAUGAAAGUUUUGAGGAUGGUGAUUGCGUGGAGGAUAUGCUGAAUAGCAGUGCGGCUUCAAUGUCAUCCUUUUACGCCAAUACAGAGGAAGAACUUGAUGGCCAAAGUAAACUUACUGAUGAACAACGGUGUCAUUCCAAGAAGGGGGAGCUCAGUUCUGAAACAGAUCUGGAAUCUAGUGAAGAAGGAGAGAGUUGUGUAAGUGAGAAACAGUCUAAACUCUCCACAUUGGAAAGCCACCGAAAAGGACUAGAAGCACGAGAGGGGAGGGGAAGUAAAAGAACAGUUGCCAAAGGAAAUCUUUGUUACAUUUUGCAUAAAUACCACAAACCAUUCCAUUGUGUUCAUAAAAAUUGCAGUUCUGCAUUUACUAAUCAGAAAGGCUUGAUUCGUCACUAUAGAACUGUACACCAGUAUAACAAAGAGCAACUCUGUUUGGAAAAGGACAAAGCGAGAACCAAGAGGGAACUUGCCAAAUGUAAAAAAGAUAAGACAUGUAGCAAGAGGUUUCUGUGUCCUAAAUCACUUGCUAAGCACUGCAGUGACUUUCAUGCACUUGAUCAUGGAGAAGAUCCAAAAAUGCUUUCUGAAACUGAAUCUGUUAGAUUCCCCUGUCAUCACCCUCACUGUCCAGCUGCAUUUUAUUCCUUUCACAAAUUAAAACACCAUUUGAUGGAAGAACAUUCUAAGGAGGAAGAAGUAAAUAAAGAGAUUGAAAUCCAUUGUGAUCUCAAUGGCUGUAACAGAGUUUUCACAACGUACAGCCGUUAUUGUCAGCAUGUUUAUUUUCGACAUGGUGUCAUGGGAGGUGCCAAAGAACAAAGCUGCUUGAAAGACCGGUGUCGAAGGCAUAAUGUGAGUAACAAAAGGAGACAUAUCAGUGAGAAGGUUGAGAAGAACAAUAAUAAAAACAAAGGGAAGCAAUUAUAUAAUUUCAGAACAAGAGAAGAGGCCUUGCAGAUGUGCAGAGAUAACUACGACCAGACUCAGUAUCCAUGCAUGAUUCACGGCUGUCCUUCAGUAGUAAAACUGGAAAGCAGUAUUGUGAGACAUUACAAGCGUACCCAUCAGAUGGCCAGUGUUUAUAUAGAACAGCAAUAUGAGCAGCUUGUACUUUGUGUUGAAUGCGGUACUGUGAUAAAUGAUCCUUGUUUAGAAGGGACUCAGAGUACAAAUAAAGAAGCAAAUCAUAACGCUAAACAGGAUGUGUCAUUACGCUCUGCAUAUCAGCAUGGAAGGGAGGAGUGUCUUGGUCUGAACUCUGAUUUUGAUCUUGAAGAUAAAGACAGUAAAAAUAGCAGAUGUUCUGCGAGUGACAAGCCUCCAGAAGCUGGUGUCUUAUUGUGUACAGGCACUUUAAAACAUACCCACAGUCCCAAAUCCAGAUGUUUUGAAGAACGUAGUGCAGUUGAAUCACCUCAGCAGUGUAAAACAAACUUGGGAAAAAUUCAUGGAACAUCCCAGGACAGAGAGAGCGAUGAGAGAGAGAAUAACUCUUAUUGCAUGAGGUCAGAUACAGAGUUACCAAGGGAGAAGGAUGCUAGUGAUUGGCAACCAAAUACUAGUAAGCUUCCCUUUUCUGCUCCAAAAAACAAAUUACAGAACCAGCCAGCACCUAAGCCCUUUGAUCUAAAGUCCUUCAAACCAAUGGGAUUUGAGUCUUCAUUCUUGAAAUUCAUCCAAGAAAGUGAGGCACGAGGAGAUGAUGAUGAUGACGACGACGACGAUGAAAGCAACUCUGAGCAUGAAUGGGAACCACCUGAACAACCUGAUAGAGGUGGCACGGCAGAAAAAGCUAAAGACAUUAAAAGGGAUUUGCCACAGAGCAGAGCUAAAUGUGAACAUGUCUCAGCAGCUGUGUCCAAGAAGAGCAGUGGCUCUAAAGCGCAAGGGCAGCUGAGAGGGGUACAACCUCUCUUGUCAACGGACUCUCCUAUCCCUUCUCUGGAAAAUCUGAGGGCCAUCUUGGAUAAGGCGCUUACAAACUGUGGGGACCAUGCCUUAAAACAACUGCAUUAUUUGCGACCAGUAGUUGUUCUUGAAAGAUCUAAAUUUUCCACUAAGCUCAUAGACUUUUUUCCAACAAAAAAAGCAGAUCAUCUUUGUGUGGGAAGUUCAUAAUGUUUUGUUUCUAUUUAAAAGAAAGAGAGAGAGAGAGACUGCCUCCACUACUGUUAAAUGGGGAAAUUGUUUAAUUUGGAUGUUUGCACCUGUUGUUAAAAGUUAGAUUUGACUGUACAGUCCCAUGAAUGUAUGGCAUCUGUCUAAAGCAGCAUUGGUCAGUUGAUAGAACUCCAAAGUUGUUGGACUGCAGCUCGGGCCUGCCCUAAUGGCAUGGUCAACAUUGAGGGAUUACAAGUUCUGCAGUCCAACAAGAUAUGGAGGGAUGCAGCCACCUUCUCCAUAUUCUACAGUAUUGGUUAAAACCCUGUUAUAUUAAGAGAGAGUUGAUAUUUUGGUGCUACUUGACAGAAUAUUGAAGGGGGCUGCCUCUUGCAAAGUAAAUGUGCAUGAUUGUCUAUGAAACAAGUACUUAGGGUACCAAGGUUGGGGUGGGAGGCGGGUGGGAGGAGGAAGAUCUUACUUGACUUGAAUGUGCACCUCAGGGUGCUUUGUGUAACAUAUUGUACACUACAGCAUCUUAUAUUUUUUGAGUUAUGAGUUUCAAUAAAAGGAAUUUUUUCACCCA
Messenger RNA from Anolis sagrei ordinatus, 6319 nucleotides. RefSeq names its product zinc finger protein Rlf. Gene Ontology annotation, molecular function: DNA-binding transcription factor activity, RNA polymerase II-specific; DNA binding. NCBI's taxonomy places the organism in Eukaryota, Metazoa, Chordata, Lepidosauria, Squamata, Anolidae. Gene Ontology annotation, biological process: regulation of transcription by RNA polymerase II. Gene Ontology annotation, cellular component: nucleus. The record is from RefSeq and is a predicted model, not a curated record.